Messenger RNA from Ficedula albicollis (Collared flycatcher), 1658 nucleotides. It is a transcript of the gene PAX9, whose product is annotated as paired box 9. The record is from RefSeq and is a predicted model, not a curated record. The coding region runs from base 244 to 1269 and encodes 341 amino acids. Gene Ontology annotation, biological process: regulation of transcription by RNA polymerase II; anatomical structure development. Gene Ontology annotation, molecular function: RNA polymerase II cis-regulatory region sequence-specific DNA binding; DNA-binding transcription factor activity, RNA polymerase II-specific. The transcript has 4 exons. Lineage: Eukaryota; Metazoa; Chordata; Aves; Passeriformes; Muscicapidae.
GCCCGGCCCAGCCCGGCCCUGCCCACGCUGUCCUGAGGUUGAAAUGCAGAAGUCAAGGCUCUCUCGUCGGGAUGUAGAUUUCCUUGUAGUUCUUUUCUUCCUCGCGCUACUGUUCUCUCCUCAGCGGAGAUCAGAGAGGCUCGGGGCCGGUGCGGCCAGGAGCGCAGGAGGCCGGGAGUCGGUUCCCGGGCACAGGGAUCCACUGGGAUUUAGGGCCGGCCUGGAGGUGCCCCGCUCAGAGGAAUGGAACCUGCCUUCGGGGAAGUGAACCAGCUCGGAGGGGUGUUUGUCAACGGGAGACCCCUGCCCAAUGCCAUCAGGCUGCGGAUUGUGGAACUGGCGCAACUGGGUAUCAGGCCGUGUGACAUCAGCCGGCAGCUCCGCGUUUCCCACGGCUGUGUCAGCAAAAUCCUGGCUCGCUACAACGAGACCGGCUCCAUCCUACCGGGGGCUAUCGGCGGCAGCAAGCCUCGGGUCACCACUCCCACGGUGGUAAAACAUAUCCGGACCUACAAACAAAGGGAUCCGGGCAUCUUCGCCUGGGAGAUCCGGGAUCGCCUGCUGGCCGAUGGCGUGUGUGACAAGUACAACGUGCCGUCGGUCAGCUCCAUCAGCCGCAUCCUCCGGAACAAAAUCGGGAACCUGUCUCAGCAGAGUCACUACGAGUCUUACAAGCAGCACCAGCCGCCCCCACAGCCUGCUCUGCCCUACAACCACAUCUACCCCUACCCCAGCCCCAUCGCUGCUGCGGGAGCCAAGGUAUCCACCCCUCCCGGGGUGCCGGCGAUCCCCAGCACCAUGGCCAUGCCCAGGACGUGGCCGUCCUCUCACUCGGUGACGGACAUCCUGGGGAUCCGCUCCAUCACAGACCAAGUGAAUGACACUUCGCCUUACCCCAGCCCCAAGGUGGAGGAAUGGAGCAGCUUGGGCCGAAACAGCUUCCACCCGCCGGCCCAGCAUGCCGUGAACGGGUUGGAGAAGAGCUCCCUUGAGCAGGAGGCCAAGUACAGCCAGGCACCCAAUGGCCUCCCAGCCGUCAGCAGCUUCGUGUCCGCGCCGGCCAUGCCUCCCUACGCCACGCCAGCCCAGGUGUCCCCGUACAUGACGUACAGCGCCGCUCCCUCCGGCUACAUGGGCAGCCACGGCUGGCAGCACGCGGGGGGCACCCCGCUGUCCCCGCACGGCUGUGACAUCCCCGCCUCGCUGGCCUUCAAGGGCGUGCAGACAGCCAGGGAGGGCGGCCACUCCGUCACGGCCUCCGCGCUCUGAUGCUCGAGCGGCCCAGGAGCACCGCGAGCUCGCUGGCUCCUCGCCCCGAGCCUGGCUCAAGGACUGCUCUCCUCAUGCCGGCCAGACUUGGCAUUUCUCCUCCUGACUUGCCUGCCGUGAGGCUUUUGGGAUUGAAAGAGCUGAAGAUGAUGCCAGAAACUGAGAGAAGCGUGGUGUCGCGCUCUUAAAGACUUUGUGUCCCUCAAAGGGCUCGUGGAGCCUUGUUCCACUCUCUCCUGGUCAAACCACACAUAUUUAUUCUUAAUCUUCACAAACUUUCUAAAUGUGCAAUUGUUACUAAGAUUUGUGCAAAAAUCAAUAAAGAAAAAUCAGCACGGAAAAUUCUGCAAUGCCUUGAAUCAGCAAAGGUGGCUGAAUGGGAAAUGUUU